Messenger RNA from Aptenodytes forsteri (emperor penguin), 612 nucleotides. Its product is annotated as natural killer cell receptor 2B4-like. The record is from RefSeq and is a predicted model, not a curated record. Gene Ontology annotation, cellular component: external side of plasma membrane. Gene Ontology annotation, molecular function: MHC class I protein binding. The annotation marks the transcript as partial. NCBI's taxonomy places the organism in Eukaryota, Metazoa, Chordata, Aves, Sphenisciformes, Spheniscidae. Gene Ontology annotation, biological process: natural killer cell activation involved in immune response. The transcript is spliced from 3 exons.
AUGCACCGGCAUGGGGGUCCUUGGUGCCCGCUGACACUGUUGGUGCUGCUGGCUGCAGCUGGCGGCCAAGAACCCCUGGAGUGCCGGGAACAAGCCGUGCCUGCCGACAGCGUGCUGCAGCUGCUGCCGGAGAAACCCCCGCAGGGAUGGACAAAGGUCAAGUGGAGAGUGAGACUGGAUGGAGGGCGCUUCCAUCGGAUCCUGACGGCUGAGAAGAGUGAAGUUGCCUCAUCCUCCAAGGGUCUUUUUUCUGGGAGAGCUGUUUUUCAGCAGGAGACCCUCUCCCUGUGGAUCAGCCCGGUCAGCACGGCAGACAGUGGGGUCUAUAGGGCAGAUUUUGAGGACACAUUAGGCAUUGUUACUGCCCUGUGCUUCCGCGUGUCGGUAUGGGAGCCCGUCCGCCAGCCGCACGUGGACGCACGCAUCCUGCACUGGGAGCAGGGCCUGUGCAACCUCUCGCUGGUCUGCACCGUAGCGGGCGCCAGCAAUGUCUCCUACAACUGGUCCUGCACUGGGGGUCCCCCGGGAGCCCUGGAGCACCAGCCCUGGCCGCACCUGCAGGUCCACGGGGACGCCGACCCCACCGUCUGCUGCUGCAACGCGAGCAACCCG